Messenger RNA from Aspergillus neoniger CBS 115656, 638 nucleotides. Its product is annotated as SWI5/SAE3 family protein. The record is from RefSeq and is a predicted model, not a curated record. Lineage: Eukaryota; Fungi; Ascomycota; Eurotiomycetes; Eurotiales; Aspergillaceae. The transcript has 4 exons. Bases 94 to 423 code for a protein of 109 amino acids. Gene Ontology annotation, biological process: double-strand break repair via homologous recombination; meiotic joint molecule formation; meiotic DNA recombinase assembly involved in reciprocal meiotic recombination. Gene Ontology annotation, cellular component: Swi5-Sfr1 complex; Swi5-Swi2 complex.
CUGUGAAACUGCAGAUCGGACGGCAUAGAAGAGACGGGCCCCAUCCAGGCCUACGUACUCACUCUACUUAUAUCUACAAAAAAGAAGACCAUCAUGCCACCACCCCAGCAAGCCACCUCCUCCACUACAACUCCAGCCAGUGACAACCAGACCCAGACCCAAAAAGACAAGAAGCUGUCCACCCUCCGCACAUCCAUCGCCAGUCUACAAUCCCAAAUCACAGAAACAGAAACGCAAAUAGAACAGACCAAGGCCAAAUUGAAAAACGACCCAUCCACGACGGUCAAACGACACAUUCGUCUUCUCCAUGAGUACAAUGAAAUCAAAGAUAUCGCCCAGGGAUUGAUGGGUCUGAUUGCAGAUGCUCGUGGUGUACGGCAGGUGGACGUGCAGAGGGAGUAUGGUUUGGAUGAUCGGGACUGACUUCGUUAUGAUGUUGAUUGAUGGGGUUAGCGAUUGAUGCAGGCGUCCAGGGUAUUAGUUGUCGCUUCUUGCGGAGUUCAGGAACGGGUAAACAGGUUUGAGCAUGGCUUUGUGGUUUGGCGUUUAUGAAUGGCGAGGGGUAAUCUUCUUAUGAAUACAGACUUCUACAUCAGUAGAAUCGGGAGCCAUCCUGAAUAUGUGACCAAAAUAACUUG